UGUUUUCUGUACCCCGCCUCUUUCGUAGGAUCCAAGCAUGUAAUGAAUUGAAUUCCCCCUCCCUUCGAUCCAAAUCGUGCACAAAGCAGGUCAAGGCUCAAAAGCGUUCAAUAUCUGAAAUGAGCGAAGGUUUCUCGCUCGAACGAUAGCGUGUAGGCAGGCCGGGAACAGGUUCUGUGCAGUGCCAUUUGCUCAGCCGCCCACCGACGCACGCCCUUCAUCCCACCCACCACCUCCAGCCACCACGUCAGCAUGUUCUCCGAAUCGGAUAUCAGCCCCCUCGUCUGCCCCGCCUGCUUUAAGCACUUCAAGACCGUUGGAGCUCGUAACUCGCAUCUGCGGCAGUCCAAAAAGUGCUCUUGGUAUCGUGCGGGCAAGCUCGCAGAAGCUACACAGGCCGAGGUCGAGGACAUCGAGACCGCGGCGUUGGCUGAACAUGUCGGGCAAAUACAGCUCGGCAGGGAUCAGCUCUACCACUUCGUUGCUCCUGACUCUGGAGAUGUGCGUGAGCCGCCGGACGACAUACCCGCGAUCGGGACCGCCGGACCCGGACCUUCAACCCAAGCGAGUCGCGCAGCCAGGGCUCAGGAAGUGCGUGUACUCGACGAUUUCGAUGAUCAGCGCGUGUACGACGAAUAUCUCGGUGCCGGCAAGACGAUUCGAAUGGAUACGGCUCUACACGAUGUAUGGAAGCAGCACUUCGAUGUCGACAAGGACGAAGCAGCCUCCGACCAGCGCUUUCACCCAUUCGCAUCAGCUCUCGACUGGCAGAUUGCACAUUGGCUGGUCACCGAGAACAUCGGACACAAGUCCAUGGAUCGGUUGUUGUCUAUUCCCGGGGUUCGCGAAAAACUCGACCUAUCGUACUCCAACGCCUACUCCCUGUUUGCCAAGGUCGACUCCGUUCCUUCGCGUGCUGGAAAGUGGCAGACUCGUGCUCUGCGCUUCAAGGAUCGCCCCAACGAGACUCAUAUUGUGCGCAUGCGCGACCCUAUCGAGGCCAUACGCGAUCCCUCCCUUGCUGAACACCUGGUCUACGCGCCAACGAAGGUCUUCAGCAACGCAAACCGACAUAACCGCAUUUACUCGGAAAUGUGGACUGGCGACUGGUGGCACAACGUGCAGGACCAGCUACCUUCUGGUGCGACGCUCGCGCCCGUCAUCAUCGCAACAGACAAGACGCAGCUUACCAACUUCUCGGGAGGGAAAUCUGCAUACCCGGUAUACCUCACACUCGGCAACCUACCCAAGUCUAUCCGCCGUAAGCCAUCGAAACAUGCCUGUGUCCUCAUCGGUUACCUAUCAACCGACAAGCUCCUCGCUCAUGACCUCACGGAGACCGAAACCCGGGCUCGGGGGCAGCGCAUCUUCCACGAGUCGAUGCGCAUGAUCCUCGCCUCCCUCGCUCCUGCCGGCCGCCAUGGUGUCGAGAUGGUUGGUGGCGAUGGCGCAGUACGCCGGGUGCAUCCCGUACUAGCUGCCUACGUCGCCGACUUCCCCGAGCAGUGCCUGGUUGCUUGCUCAAAGUACGGCACAUGUCCGAAGUGCCAGUGUCCUGCCGACAAGCUGCAGGAUCCACAGACACACCCGCCGCGCACGAAGGCGUGGACGGAGGGCAUUCUGGAUGACGCGAUGCAGAGCUCCCAGACCGUCCCCCAGUACUACAACUAUUGUAUGACUCGUGACGUCGCUGGCGGCGUAUUUGUACCUUUCUGGAAAUCUCUUCCCUUCACUGACAUACAUGCCGCGAUCACUCCCGACGUGUUGCAUCAGCUCUAUCAGGGUGUACUCAAGCACCUUAUAGCCUGGUGCAACGCAUGUAUGUCACCCGACGAGCUCGACCGCCGCAUCCGUACGCUCCCCCCUACGUUCGGUGUUCGGCACUUCAGCAAUGGCCUGUCUGCUCUGUCCCAGAUCUCGGGAAGCGAGCGCAAGCAGAUGGCCAAGAUUCUGCUGGGCUGUCUUGUCGGCAUCAUCGCGCCCUCCGGAAUCAAGGCUUGUCGCGGCCUCCUCGACUUCAUAUAUUAUGCCCAAUACUCCUCCCACGACGACCAGUCCCUUCGCGAGAUGCAGGCUGCGCUCGACGCUUGGGAGACUAAUAAACAAUACUUCAUCUCGGCUGAAGUGCGCAGCCACCUUAAUAUCCCGAAAUUCCAUUCCCUCCUCCACUACGUCGAGUCGAUCCGUCUCUUGGGGUCCACCGACAACUACAACACCGAAAUGUUCGAGCGGCUACAUAUCGACUUCGCCAAGAAGGGCUGGCGGGCUUCGAACAAGCGCGAUGCAUUCCCGCAAAUGACGGCGUGGCUUGAACGCCAGGAAAAAAUCGCUGCCUUCGAGACCUUCAUCGACGCCACCGUCCCGUCACCGCCUAGUGCCAACGAGCUCGCGUUGCCUUCGAAGGCCAAGAACGUCGCUGUCCGCAUCGCGAAGCAUCCGAACAAGGUAGUGACUCUCGCCUCGAUCGAAGCUACACACAAUGCGCCCGGCUUCUCUGCCCGUCUCAAGCAAUACCUAAAUACCCUCUCCCCCCAUCCUACCACAGCUGCUCGUGCUCUCGCCUAUGAUCUUCCCUUCAAACGUGUCAAUGUUGUGAGAAUCAGAGACCUUCGGGAGAGCACGGAUAUCGAGCUAUGAGGCAACGAUAAGCUCAGUGCUCGGUCUACGUAGUGAUAGAGCGACU
Schizophyllum commune H4-8 is the source of this 2683-nucleotide messenger RNA. RefSeq lists its product as uncharacterized. The record is from RefSeq and is a predicted model, not a curated record. Lineage: Eukaryota; Fungi; Basidiomycota; Agaricomycetes; Agaricales; Schizophyllaceae. Bases 253 to 2637 code for a protein of 794 amino acids. The transcript is spliced from 4 exons.